AUGGCAGUUAUGACAAGCCAACAAGCUGACGGUGUCGCGGGUCUCCCCGAGAAGCCCGUCGUCACCAUGGCUACUGAGGCUUCUUCUACUACCACUCCAGAUGCGCCUGUAGCGGAGGCGCCCAAGAGUGAUGCUGCUGCUGCUGCUCCUGCUACUGCUGAUGCUGUUGCGGCACCAACCCCUGAUGCGCCAGUGAAGGAUGUUGCAAACGGUGAUCAAAAAGAAACAGAAGUGAAUGGUCACGACGAAGAGGUCUCCCCUAAAACUCUCGUGCCAGAAACCAAAACCGAUAGUCUCCCCACUCCUAAAGACGAACCUUUGGAAGAAGCACAGGCCACUCCAGCAAAGAAGGAAGGAGACGCCCCCAAAGCAGAAGAGUCAAAGGAAGGUGAGGCGAAGAGUGACGAGAAGGCCCAAAAAGAGGAAGAAAAGCCCGCUCCAGUAGAAGAGGAAAAGAAGGCCGAGGAACCAGCAGAGCCAGAGGAGGAAAAGGUCGAGGGCGACAAGAUGGAGAUUGAUGCGCCAGAGCCACCGGCGGGUGAUGCGCCCAAGGAGUCGAUUGCAUCGCCUGCAGAGGACAAGGCUCCUGAACCGGCCGCCGAAGAACAGAGCAAGGAAGAGAAGCCUGCUGCUGCCGAGGAGGCCAAGGAGGACAAGCCUGCCGAACCAAAAGCUGACGUAGCCACGGAAGCGAAAGCGGAUGAAGCCAAGGAACAGAAAGCAGACGAAGCGAAGGAUGUGGCCCCUGCUCCUUCCGCAACUGAAACCCCCACCACUGAGCCCGCGCCAAAACCUCCCGCGUCUCCUGCAAAACAACAAGAAGACGUGGAGAUGACUGAUGCGCCUGCGACCGUUGAGGAGCCCGCCAAAACAGAAGAGUCGAAGCCCGCCGAGGCGACACCCACAGCGACUCAACAGGAGACGCAAGACACUACUGUCAGUGACGUACCGCCCCCCACACCAGCUGGCGAAGAGGCGAAGGAGGACAAGGACGCGCCUCAGCCAUCCCCUGCCGCUCCCGUUACCGCAGACACGAGCAUGUCGGACGCGCCCCCGUCAUCAUCCAAGCCCUACAGGGAGCGCGAGGAAGACAGCGAAGAUGAGCCCGUCGCCAAACGCGCAAAGGUGUCCCCUGCCGCAGACCAGGCCAGCGUUAAGAGCGAGGCCAAGAGAGAGGACAAGAUGGACGUCGACAGUAAGCCAGCCGCGUCAUCUGCCAUCCACUCCGGCCCCCGCCAGGAACGAACCCAAGUCGCUGGCGGAUGA
This is a messenger RNA of Sordaria macrospora k-hell, 1266 nucleotides long. RefSeq lists its product as uncharacterized. Gene Ontology annotation, biological process: regulation of DNA-templated transcription; chromatin remodeling. Lineage: Eukaryota; Fungi; Ascomycota; Sordariomycetes; Sordariales; Sordariaceae. Gene Ontology annotation, cellular component: nucleus; chromatin. The record is from RefSeq and is a predicted model, not a curated record.